Messenger RNA from Penaeus chinensis, 3912 nucleotides. Its product is annotated as glutamate-gated chloride channel-like. The transcript is spliced from 11 exons. Gene Ontology annotation, molecular function: extracellular ligand-gated monoatomic ion channel activity; neurotransmitter receptor activity; chloride channel activity. Bases 1106 to 2470 code for a protein of 454 amino acids. The record is from RefSeq and is a predicted model, not a curated record. Gene Ontology annotation, cellular component: membrane; synapse; neuron projection. Gene Ontology annotation, biological process: signal transduction; nervous system process; chemical synaptic transmission. NCBI's taxonomy places the organism in Eukaryota, Metazoa, Arthropoda, Malacostraca, Decapoda, Penaeidae.
GCUGCUGACGGUGGACGGCGCGCUCCUUCUUGCGCCGGGGAGAAAAAUAUCUAACUGAUUUUAUCUGGCAUCUGUAUGGUGAGCGGGCUGUCGCUGGGAUCCCGGAGGUGCACCAUGGCGGCACCAGCCCCGUGUAUUGCGUGAGUCUGGUGCCACUUCUGGAUUCUGAGGGGAUGUUGGGAUGUGUGCGCUGGAUGCUUUACUUUUCUCAUGAAGUGACGGUUGAUGGUGACCUGGCCUUUCCUGGUGACCGGACAUAAGGCUGUAGGCGGUGACCUGGCUCAAACCUGGUGACCGGGCACACGAAGUGGGCGGUGGACUGGCCUAUCUUGGUGGCCAGACACAGGGCGGCAAAGGAGGCAACCGAGCAUAACCUGGUGAUUAGGCGAGGUAACAGGCGGCGGAUGUAGUUUGGUGCGAUCACCAAACGGCCGCACUUCGGGGCAGCCGCGCAGUCCUCGAACACAGCCGAGCACCGUCCAGGCUGGCUGCGUUCACCCGCUUGCAGAGGAGAGAACAAGGAGAGCGAGGGACGGAAACGGAACAAAGAGCAAUGCGCUAAAGAGAGAUGGUACACGUUAGAUAACCCCGAUGGUCGCUUAGAAUAGAGAAAUAGAGAAUUAGAGAACGAAAGAGAAAAGGAAAAGAGGAAUCAAACGACAAUGGAGCGUCCUCCCAGCGGUGCAGGGUCCCGCCAUGCCCAGUGAAGAAGGGAAGUGAAGAGCGGCCCACGCGAAGCCUUCUCCAGCCUUCAGCCUCCAGCCUCGGAGGGUCGAGGUCCAGGCCCGAAGGACGAGUGCGUGUGUCCUGUGCGAGUCUUCCCUUUGUCCGCCUCGCUUUUAUUAAAGUGCAGAAGUGGAACGCAGAAGGAGAUACAACUAGAGAGAAGAUGGAAGGAAUGACCACAGAGUGAAGACUUAAAAAAGAAAAAGAAAAGAAAAGAAAACAGGGAACUGACAAGCCACCUUUGUCACGGUGCCACUGCGUCGUCGUCGUCGUCGCCGUCGAGGUGCCAGGGCGUCGAAGAGCCAAGGUGCCAGGGAAGCUGCGAGGGGAGAACACCGGGUAGCAUGUGAACCUAAGAGAGCACAGGUUGUGGCUCACCAUGACAGAGUACAGCUGGAGGGUUGGGGCCGCUGCUCUGUUGCUGUUACUGAUCGUCCAGCCACUACGGUGCAUGAAGCCGGGCGCUCCGAACCUCAACUACAGGGAGAAGGAGAAGGCCAUCUUAGACGAACUCUUCCAGCAGGAUCGUUACGACAAGCGAAUCAGACCCUCAGGUGUCAACGGAACAGAGGACCCUCCAACCGUAGUUUAUGUCAACCUGAUGCUGCGCUCAAUCAGCAAAAUUGAUGAUUAUAAUAUGGAGUAUAGUGUGCAGCUCAUCUUCAGAGAGGAGUGGGUGGACGAACGCCUCCUUUUCGGCGACCUGGGAGGAGGGAGGAUAAAAUACCUCACCUUGACGGAGACGAACAAGGUGUGGAUGCCUGACCUUUUCUUCAAGAACGAGAAGAUGGGUCACUUCCACGACAUCAUCCUUCCUAACGUAUACCUCAGGAUCUAUCCCAACGGCGGAGUCCUGUACAGCAUCAGAAUAUCUUUGACCCUUUCCUGCCCAAUGAACCUUCAGCUCUAUCCCUUGGAUCGACAAACUUGCGUACUACUUUUAGCUAGCUACGGGUGGACGACGGAGGACCUGGUGUUCCUGUGGCGCGAGGGUGACCCGGUGCAGGUCACGAAGAACCUGCAUCUCCCACGCUUCACCCUCGAGAAGUUCUUCACCGACUACUGUAACAGCAAGACCAACACGGGCGAGUACUCGUGCCUCAAGGUAGACCUGCUGUUCAAGCGUGAGUUUUCGUACUACCUGCUCACCAUCUACAUCCCGUGCUGCAUGCUGGUGAUCGUGUCGUGGGUGUCCUUUUGGCUCGACCAGAACGCCGUUCCCGCGCGGGUAUCCCUCGGGGUCACCACGCUGCUCACCAUGGCAACGCAGACCUCGGGCAUCAACCAGUCGCUGCCGCCCGUGUCCUACACGAAGGCCAUCGACGUGUGGACGGGCGUGUGCCUGACGUUCGUGUUCGGCGCCCUGCUGGAGUUCGCCCUCGUCAACUACGCCUCGAGGUCCGACAUGCACCGCGAGCAGAUGAAGAAGCAGCGGCGCCAGUGGGAGUUCGAGCACCAGGCUGCCCUGGAGGCCGAGCAUCUCGAGUCCGACGGCGCCACGACCUUCGCCAUGAAGCCACUGAUGAGGACACACGGCGACGGUCUCUCCCUGGACAAGGCGCGGCAGUGUGAGAUCCACAUGCAGCCUCCUCCCCCGCGGCGCUGCUGUGGCUCGUGGCUCUCCAAGUUCCCCAGCAGGAGCAAGAGGAUCGACGUCAUCUCCAGAAUCACAUUCCCGCUCGUCUUCGCCCUCUUCAACGUCGUCUACUGGAGCACUUAUCUGUUCCGCGAGGAUGAGGACUGAGACGCUGACGGGGAGACGGGGAGGCGCGCGCCCUUUGUGUUAUGGAUCUUAGGGUAUUUAACGUUAUUUUAAGAGAUCAGGUAAAAGGUGUGUGUGUAAGUGUCGUUAAAGUGACGGAGAGUUCAGUAAGCGUAAUAUGAUGUGGCGGAGAGUUCGGAAAGCUAUCCGACGGGAAGCCCUGGCGAGGCGACACAGGCAGAGCACGCGCCUCGAGGACCAGGCCACGAGAGCCACUCACGGGACGCGGCGGACGCCUGCCUUCGGAGGAUCUGACGGUGUUCUUGUACCUGUGAUUGGCACUUUCCCAGUGAUUAUUCUAAUUCUGUGUUCAUCAACUAUUGUAAGACAUGAGCAAGGUAAUUACGAAAGGAUCAUGUUUCAUUCUUACAUUCAUUGACACUGAAAAUCAGAAGAAAAAGCUGCAUGAUUUUGUUAUAUUGCCAAAAAUAGGUAGAAAUCUUCAUGCUUCAUAUAGACAUAUAACUGUUAUUAUAUGUAACUUACUGAACGUAAGAAACGAUCACUGAUUGUGAAGAACAUGUUAUCAUAUCAUAAGAAAUGGUUAUUAUCCUAAGCUGUAAUUACACGUAAAAAAAAUGUAACCUUGAUCAGGGUGAGGCCAAAGCACUGGAGGCGAACGGUGGCCUGAGGAACCAGUCAGGUGAAGCAGAACAAUCAAGAGAUGUGAUGUAUGGUGUCUAGCUGUGGCAGGUUGUAUAGUGAGUCGCGUCUGUAGGAAAUGUGUACAACGGAAUCAUGGCUACUGUCGCUCCCCUUUCGGGGGCGUGCGCAGCGGCGAGCCAUGCCCUAGGGCAUCAGCCAGGGCAUAUCUGCAUGUAACUUCCAAGGGAACAAUCGCACGAUUUUGCUAAACAAUUGACCAGAUGUGCCUGGUUCAUUAUCAGCUGAUUCAGACCUCUCGUAGGCUCAUAAAAGUCCAUAGGUAUGUCAGUCUUUAAUCGAAAGGAAAGCUUUCAUCAGCUGAAAUCUUUGCAAAUGUAACCUCUUCCGGUAAUGGGUAUAUAUAUUUCCUGGUCAUGUAUUAUAAAACGUACAGGUUACCAUAUACUUAUCUUGUGUGCAUAAUAUUAUAAAGCUUUUGCUCAUGGUACUGUAUAUUCAGAAUUUUUUCAACACAAACGCAUUUUUUCUCUCAACUUUCAUUGCAAUGACAGGAAAUAAGUAGAGUCCAUAUUUAUAUUGCAUAAUAUGUAAUGAAACUGAGGAUUCCGUGAGAGCCGGGGAAGAUGGCAGCACCACAAAGGAAGGUGACGUUUCCUUCGUUCCUUCAGUCCAGUGAAUCUGCAACGGUUGCCAAGCAUGCUCUGUGGCGGUCAGCAAGCCCAGCGAGGAACACUUGUCGCGUCUCGUCAAUGUUGCACUUGCUGAGUUUGUGUGCGAGCGUGGGUGUGGGCGUGUAUGCAGUUUUAUAUAAUUGUGUA